Messenger RNA from Nothobranchius furzeri (turquoise killifish), 1078 nucleotides. Its product is annotated as sperm acrosome membrane-associated protein 4. Gene Ontology annotation, cellular component: membrane. Lineage: Eukaryota; Metazoa; Chordata; Actinopteri; Cyprinodontiformes; Nothobranchiidae. Gene Ontology annotation, biological process: sperm-egg recognition. The record is from RefSeq and is a predicted model, not a curated record.
UAUUAGCAGCAGCUGAUUGGCUGACAACAGCGAUGCUGAUGAUUCCUGGAUCUGACUGAAGCUGCUGGUUUGUUUGUUUUGUUCGGGAUGAAAACAGCUGACGGGUUUCAGUAAACACCGGCAUAUAAAUCAAGCUGCUGGAGGAUUUGAAAUUUUUCAGAGAUGUUGAAGCUUCUGAGUCCUCUGAUUUGCCUGUUUUUACUUCCAGCUGCAGUGACCCUCUUCUGCUACACCUGUGUGUUUCCUGCCAUCUCACCUCUGGACUGCAUCAGAUUCCCUCUCAGGUGUCCACCUGGGCAGCUCUGCCUCUCCAGCAGAGCCGUAGGUCAGAAAGGAGACUUCCAUGUGGUGCUGUACGAGAAGAGCUGUGUCCUGCAGGCUCUGUGUGGAAUCACAGGUGAGAGGUCUGCCAUGGGACUCAACUUCACCUUCACCAACGAGUGCUGCAACACACACCUGUGCAACAGAGCUGCGAGGCCCGCUCCCCCCCUCUGGUCUGUCACGUUACUCACCCUGCUCACUGAGUGCUCGGCCUGGUGAACGAGAGAGUGGGCUGCAGCUGCUUCCAUUUGUUUCAGUCUGAUAAGGAAGAUUUAAGACUCUGAAACAUAAAACAAUUAUGUGGUAUUACCCCCACCACACACACACACACACACACACACACCACACACACAAAUAUAUACACGUGUUCCCCCUUACUAAACCUUUCAGAUCAGCAAAUGCAUCAGUUAAAACACAGAAGACCUGAGUUAUACUAAAUCCAUCAUGCAGGCUUCAUGUGGUCCAGAGUGGAACUGCAAUCCUGAGUUACCUGGGAUUAACCAGAUUAUUUAUAGCAAAAGAAAUCACCUCAAUAGGACCUGUCUGAGCAUGAAUGCUAAAAGAUCUAAAAAAGCAACACGUCCUCUUUUCUACAGAAACCCAGGAACAACAGAAGCCAGAACAUCAUCCAAAAUCCCGCAGGAACUGGUUCAGAUUAAGGUCAGAGGUCAAGAGUCCAUGAAAUAUAUUUGUGAUGUUAUUAAUAAAAACCCAUUAUACAACAAAGACUAACUAUUCCACCUGUUUGUGACUCAUC